This is a messenger RNA of Musa acuminata AAA Group (dessert banana), 423 nucleotides long. Its product is annotated as RNA-binding protein involved in heterochromatin assembly dri1-like. Gene Ontology annotation, cellular component: cytoplasm. The coding region runs from base 1 to 423 and encodes 140 amino acids. Lineage: Eukaryota; Viridiplantae; Streptophyta; Magnoliopsida; Zingiberales; Musaceae. Gene Ontology annotation, molecular function: mRNA binding. The record is from RefSeq and is a predicted model, not a curated record. The transcript has 2 exons.
AUGAGCAGGUGGCCAGGAGACUGGAACUGCUGGUCGUGCCACCACCACAACUUCAGCUGGCGAGACUCGUGCCAGCAAUGUGGCAACCUGAGGUCGUCCAGUGGCGACCCCUCCUACGCCGCCCUCGGAGGUGUCCGUGGAGGGUCCUCAUUCGUCUUCAGCGUCUUGAAUCACGUCCGGCCUGGAGACUGGUACUGCUCCUGCGGCGCUCAUAACUUCGCCAGCCGAUCCAGCUGCCACUCUUGUCGUACCUCCAAGGACAUUGACCACAAGGAAACGCCUGGCUCACAAGGUGUCGCCUACGGUGGCGGCGGUUGGAAGUCCGGGGACUGGUUAUGCACCAGGUCGGGCUGCAAUCAGCACAACUUCGCUAGCAGAAGGGAAUGUUAUCGAUGCAAGACACCCAAGGGAUGCGGUAAAUGA